Molecule: messenger RNA, 1476 nt
Organism: Guyanagaster necrorhizus
Lineage: Eukaryota; Fungi; Basidiomycota; Agaricomycetes; Agaricales; Physalacriaceae
Product: NAD(P)-binding protein
Exons: 5
Coding region: 329-1366 (345 amino acids)
Cellular component (GO): mitochondrion
Molecular function (GO): oxidoreductase activity
Source: RefSeq, a predicted model, not a curated record
GGGGCUUGCUGAUAGAUUCGUUAUUCAUUGCUAGCGAUAAGGAUUUGCUGGCAAGCGAGUUAUCGUCGUUCGGCGAUGGCCUCUCAUGGUCGUCGUCAAGAAAUGUUCGACGGUGAAUAGCCGGAAACAACCGAGCACCCAUUCAACGCCUACUACCAUCGUCUUGUCAUCGCGCUGUCCAGUGUAGACACUGUCGACGUUCCUAAGGGCAAAAAUUCUUAUCUCGGCCCAUCUGGGCAAAACUUCUUCGACGUCGACAACGCAUGUGCUUCUCAUCCCCCUUAUAAGGACCGCGAUUCUAGCUCGAUAGUUCGGUUUCUUACUGUGAAUGGCUUCUCAAACUCAACAAGCGUGGAUCGUCGAGAGGCAGGGAGAGCCCAAGGAUGCGUUGUCAUUCAGGACUGACUGGCCGGUGCCAUCAAGGCUAGCGAAGGGCGAGGUUCUCGUCAAGGUCCAGGCCGCCGCGCUGAAUCCCGUUGGAUACAAAUUGAUGCGUUCUUUACCGAAUUUCGUGGCAAGGAGACCCAUUCCGGCUGAGUACGACCUUGCUGGGAUUAUCGAGGACCCAAACGAUUCUCAGUUCUCGAAAGAUGACAGUGUUUUCGGCGUACUCCACAUUUUGAAGUCACUCAAGAUAAGAGAGGGUGCUCUGCAGCAGUAUGCCCGGGUACCAGCGACCUAUCUGAUUCGACGACCUCAAAAUAUUACACCUAUUGAAGCCGUUGGUGUUACGUUAGCUGCAGAGACAGCGUGGCAGGCUCUCUUUGAUUGUGCGGGAUUCGAGGCCGGUCAAACCGUUUUCAUCAACGGCGGAAGCUCGUCUGUCGGUGCAUUUGCUAUCCAGAUUGCUAAAGCCAAAGGCGCGACUCGAGUCGUUGCCAGUGCGUCAGGGGAGAAUGAAGAGCUUGUCAAGAGUCUCGGGGCUGACGAAUUCAUCGACUACAUGAAGCAACCCUUACACGAAUAUCUCGCUCAGAACCCGCCAUCGCCAAAAUUCCAUAUCAUCUUUGAUGCGGUGGCAUUGAAGGACCCGUCAUUAUUCACCUGCAGUCCUGCCUACCUUGCACCAGGCGGAACUUUUGUUUCGACAGGCUCAAUCCAAGGACUUCGACCCUUCAACCUGGUAUUGAGGACGGCUUUUGCGAUGUUCUGGCCUUCGUGGCUGGGCGGUGUUCCGCGUACAUACAAGAAUGUUUCUCUGAGGCAUGAUGCUUCUGCACUAGAAGCGAUACGGCAGCUUCUUGAAGAAGGAAAACUCAAGCCUGUCGUGGACUCUGUCUACGAAUUUAAGGAUGUGUUGUCGGCUUAUGAGCGCAUAAUGACAUCGAGAGCAAAGGGCAAGGUUGUCGUGAAGGUGGAUUCCUGAUGGUCCGGGUCCGAAUAAUCAUGUUAAAUCAUUCGAACAAUAUGUUGGCACAUUGGUCUCUACUGCAACUCAGGAGAUGCCAUCGUUACCAGGAAGACGUGCUGGAAGGC